Messenger RNA from Vigna umbellata (rice bean), 758 nucleotides. NCBI's taxonomy places the organism in Eukaryota, Viridiplantae, Streptophyta, Magnoliopsida, Fabales, Fabaceae. The record is from RefSeq and is a predicted model, not a curated record.
GAUACAAAGUAUUAGAUGUUAAACGGUAAUGUCUUUUUUGAAGUUGAUGGCUCAGGCCUAGACUUUCGAAAAGAAGAAUGAUGCGUGAUGGUGGUGGUUCCCCCAUACUUACAAUGCGUGGAGAAGGUAAACCUUUAUGUUUUUCAUGCAUGAAAUAUGAUAGAAGUAGUGUCUGAUAUUGAUGUUCUUGAAGAUUAAUCUGAAAUCACUGAGGCAUCGGUGGAUGGUUCACAAGGAAGAAGCUCGAGGAGAAGGAAUCUGAUAUUUGGGGUUCAACGAUCGCACCCUCUUGACAUGAAGCCACGGCUUGAUGUGUUCAUGGCCGCCGAUAUGAACGAAGCUAUCAGCAGCUUUCAACUUGUCGGGAGCCACAUCGACAACUCCUGCAAAAUUUACAAAGGAGACACCGUCAUUGCAGAGGUAAUUGAUGUAUAUCCAAGAAACAAUUUCAGCAAUUGGACAGAAAGCUUUAGAGUCAAAAUAAAUGCAGGGGUGGACUAUGCUUUCAUUGUUGCCUUACUUGUAAUACUCACUGUAAAUGAUUACAUAUAGUUGUAGAAUACAAUUAUAAAUUCAAUUGUAUCCAUUUUUUAAAACAUGUUUUGAACAACAUCUUUAAAAUAUGCUUAUAUUAAAAAAUAAGUAACAUAACAUAGAUCACUGGGAGAUCGAUCCAAUCACAUAUACAAUGAACUUGUUUAUUUUAAUAAAUUUGUCUUCUGACUAUUCCACCAGCUGUUCCUUCUCCAUCAAUAUGA